AUGGGCCUGUCAAGUGGCAUGGUAUCAGAUAACCCACAGCAAGACACGGCCGAAUCUCUCCGCCAACGCCUAACCCAAACUUUCAGCGAAAAGAUCAUCGAGUCAGCCCUCGGCGAGAUAGCUCUAUAUCUCUAUAACAAUGGAGUGUCCGUUACACUCAUUACGGUGGGCGGCAUCGUGGACAUGAAACAUCUCAAGAGUUGGCAAACAAUGAACGAAGGCAUUCUCUUUGGAAAUGAUAUCAGCGUCAAGCACACCCGGACACUAGUCAAAGAGGCACGAGACAUUGUAGUCGCAAAAAGCCCCGUCAUGCUGGGCACUGAAUGGUUCAACGUGGAGAACUACUUCUGGCUGGCACCAAAGCUAUGCCACGAGCUCACGGCAGAAGCUGUAGCGCAGGAUAUUGUAGUAUACGAUAACCCAGGUCUUAAGAUACUGGCUGCGCCGUGGGAGCAUGCAUUCGCUGUGAAGGUGUCUCGACUGCUGGGGAACCAAGAAGGGGCGAACCAGCGCGCUUACUAUGAGCUGCAUGACUCUGUGCAGUAUUUGAAAGAGAUCCUGAAAAAGAAAGGCCAUGCGCGCAUCUCGUUGGCGGUUGUUAUGUCGUGGUCUAGCAAGUUUGGUCUACGUACGUGCCGCGAAUAUCUGAUCGAUGUUGUGGAUCAGGAGUACUGGAGGCAGUUUGGGCAAAAUGCUAUGUUUUGAGAUUGUAAUUCAGACCAGAUCUUAAGUAUUUCCACUUACGAGAUGU
Pseudovirgaria hyperparasitica is the source of this 751-nucleotide messenger RNA. RefSeq lists its product as uncharacterized. The record is from RefSeq and is a predicted model, not a curated record. Bases 1 to 705 code for a protein of 234 amino acids. Lineage: Eukaryota; Fungi; Ascomycota; Dothideomycetes; Acrospermales; Acrospermaceae. The transcript has a single exon.